GGUCGUUGUGCUUUUGGGGCCGCGAGUAUAUAAAGGCAGCGGGGACCUGAGUUGACGCAUUCCGCUCUGCUGACUCUUUCCAACAUGGCGGCCACAAGAGCACUCCUCGUCUUUCUCUGUUUAGGACUGACAGCAGCUGAGGAAGCCUUGCGCGAGAAAAGGGGCUUCGCCAAGGCCUGCUGUGGAGCUGGAGGCUACGGCGGGGGCGGAGGUGGUGGCUACCUAGUCGUCGGAGCCGCUGGAGGAGGCCACGGCCCUACUGGAGGAGACAUCGCCAACCAGGCAGCUGCCCAGGCGUCCGCUGCAGCGGCCGGUCUCAAGGGCGCAGCCGCUUCCGCCGCGGGGGCAGUAGCGAACCAAGCAGCGGCCACAGCUUCCGCAGCUGCGCAGACGGCCACGGCCGCAGCCGCGCAGAAGCAGUCCGAGGCGGCUGAGCUGACGCAGGCGGCCCAGGGCGCCCAGGCAGCGGCGUUCUCGGAGUCGUCGCUCUCCGGGAAGGCCUUCGCGGCAGAGAAGGCUGCCGAGAACACCCACAACCUGGCCGUCGCUCUCGCCAACGACCUCUCCGCCGCACACGACGAAGCCAACAUGGUGGUCGCCCAGGCGUGGAGGGCCCUGCAGGCCGCCCUAGGGGUGCAGGGCAGGCAGGCCGCCAUGGCCUGGGAGGCGCAGCAGGCUGCCAACGGCCUGCACCUUCAGCAGAGCAUCACCUUGUCGGACCUGAGCUCCGCUCAAGGGGCGGCUGCCCAAGCCCAGGAAGCUGCCGCCAAGGCGCUAGCCAAGGCUAAGGGCAGCAGCGGGGGGUAUGGAGGUGGGUACGGCGGGUAUGGGCACUAAAAGGAGGUUCGAGCCAGUGCCCAGGAUCUUCCGAGAGAAAGGAACCUAAAGGGGGACUUAGGGUUCAGAAGAAGAAGAGAUUAGGAUCUAUUUAUCUGUUUUGCAUUUGCUGGGAAAAAGGUCUAAACAUAUUUACUUAUAGAUGAUGACGAUUAUUUGUAUAUAACUGAUGUAUCGACUUUGCUUUAAAUACAUGACGAAUUCA
This is a messenger RNA of Macrobrachium nipponense, 1042 nucleotides long. Its product is annotated as spidroin-1-like. The record is from RefSeq and is a predicted model, not a curated record. The transcript has 3 exons. NCBI's taxonomy places the organism in Eukaryota, Metazoa, Arthropoda, Malacostraca, Decapoda, Palaemonidae. Bases 85 to 837 code for a protein of 250 amino acids.